This is a messenger RNA of Diversispora eburnea, 495 nucleotides long. The record is from the annotation of a GenBank genome assembly. NCBI's taxonomy places the organism in Eukaryota, Fungi, Glomeromycota, Glomeromycetes, Diversisporales, Diversisporaceae.
AUGGGAAUAGGUGCCGAUAUAGCGGAGGGAGUCCAAAAAAGACCUAUUGAAGUUACUAGUGAAGAGACAUUCACGAUGCUAGAUAAAUCGCCUAGUAAGAAAGCAAAGAAGGAGGUAAAACCAGUCGAUAGAAAAAAAUCAGUGAACCUGAAAAAACUUAUUGAUGAAUUGUUGUCUAAAUAUCAUCCCACACAAAUCACUGAAAUUGCUGAAGCGAAUGCACCAGGAGGAGAUAGCACUAAUUUUCUAUACUUUUUUAGAAAAAUCGAUUAUGCUGAAUCUAAAAAUGAGUAUAAAAAGGAUAACGGUAAAGAAGCAUCCAAUGCGCUAGUUUUCGAUGAUAUUAGAAAUCAAAUUUUCGAAGUAAGCGAUGGUGCUUUGUGGAAGAGAAUGGAAAGGGCUCAGAAAAUAUAUAAACUUUUCACUACUAUUGUUAACGGUGAUGAGAAAUUGGCGAAACAAAAAAUAAAAGUAAUUAGAUCAUUUUCGUUAUGA